UCGCGUUCUCGCGCUGUAGUGAAAACACUGGUAUAUAACGCUGAUGAAACUGGCCUAUAUUUUCGUGCGUUGCCUGAACACACCUACAUGUUUCAGAAGGAAAGUACGCAAGGGUGUAAAACCUCCAAGGAACGCCUAACUAUGCUAUGUUGCGCUAGUAUGACCGGCACUAAAGAAAAACUUUUAGUGAUUGGAAAAAGUAAGAAGCCCCGCUGUUUCAAAGGUGUGAAAAAUCUGCCCGUCGAUUAUUUUGCCAACAAAAGGGCGUGGAUGACUACCACCAUCUUUAACGAAUGGCUGUUGAAAUGGGACAAGCGACUAAAACGGAACAUACAUGAUGUAACUGUUUCAUUAAAGAAGAUAAAUAUCAUGUUCUUACCACCAAACACCACUUCUUUAAUUCAACCGUGUGACCAGGGAAUUAUCUGCACCUUGAAGGCAUAUUACAGAAAGGAAAUGCGUUCAAGGAUCUUAGAAAAUAUGGAAGACCAAGACGCUGAAGAUCUUAAUGCGAACGCUCUAGCCAAAAAAACAAAUGUUUUGGAUGCCAUACAUUUGCUAACAACGUCAUGGAAUAAUGUCUCGGAAAAAACAAUUCGAAAUUGUUUUAGUCAUGGAGGAUUUUGUCAACCAGAGGACAACAAUGCUGCUGUAAUGAAAGAAAUGGAAGACAAUUUCAAUCCCCCGCCCGAUAUGAAUGCUGAGGAGUUUGAAGCAUGGAUGGAGAUCGACAAGAAGGUUGAGACUUCUACUUCGUUAACUGAUGAGGACAUUUGCGAAGCCGUAUGUGUCAAAGAUCCAGCUUCGUCACAAGAUUCUGGUGCCGAUGAUGAACCCGAAAGUGCUAUCGAGGACAAAAUUCCGACGCCUGCUCAGAUGAGGGAGGCACUUCGAGUCUUACGGCUAGGUGUGCAAAACAAAGCUGACGCGGAACACUUUCAUAAACAUUAUGAUUAUGAGCGAUUCGUAAAUGACUUGCUUCAUAAGAAUGCUAAACAAUCGACAAUUGAUGAUUUCUUUUUCAGUUAAUAAUUAACCUUUUGUAUUGUUUUCUGCAGUUCAUCAUUAAAUAUGUUAGUAUACUAAUUCUUUUUCUUUAGUGUACAUUAAUUUCUAUUAAAUACUUUAGAGUCUUACAGCAACAACUCCUUAUUUAAAAUAAUUUUUAUUUUAAUACGUAUGUAAAAAAAUCAUUUUUUAGCUUAAAUUUUGUUUGUUUAUUGUAUUCAAUUGGUUAUUGUUAUCAAAUCAUGUUCGUCACGAUGUGAUCACAUUAAGCGGCGUCUACUGUAUUAGUUUAGUUUGAGAGAAACAGGAAUUUUUUGAGUGGUGGAUUAUGAUUUUAAAAUCUUUUUUUUUUUUUUGUGGAGGUUGAAUACAUUUUGAAUUUUCCCCUUAACGGAGAGAAGUUUAUUCUCUGCCUUAAAUAAAUUAAAAAGUCGAAGUCGCUCAAAAAAAUUUGAUAAAUAUUUAUAUAAAAUUCACUUAAGUUUUUUUU
Parasteatoda tepidariorum (common house spider) is the source of this 1498-nucleotide messenger RNA. Its product is annotated as tigger transposable element-derived protein 4-like. Lineage: Eukaryota; Metazoa; Arthropoda; Arachnida; Araneae; Theridiidae. The record is from RefSeq and is a predicted model, not a curated record.